This is a messenger RNA of Brassica oleracea var. oleracea, 1023 nucleotides long. RefSeq names its product protein ODORANT1. Lineage: Eukaryota; Viridiplantae; Streptophyta; Magnoliopsida; Brassicales; Brassicaceae. Bases 140 to 862 code for a protein of 240 amino acids. The record is from RefSeq and is a predicted model, not a curated record. The transcript is spliced from 2 exons.
UUUUCUUUCCUUUUCCAUGUUCCAUUUUCCGACGCCAUGAUUCUAACCUAGUUUAUUUCAUGAUGUUGAAAUAUAAUAAAAUUUAAGCUCGGUAACUUUUUUUUUUGGCGUGUGAAGUCUGUUGACUUAUAGAGUAAUAAUGGGUGGUCGUAAACCAUGUUGUGAUGAGGUUGGACUGAGAAAGGGGCCAUGGACGGCGGACGAAGAUGGGAAACUAGUUGAUUUCUUAAGAACACGUGGAGCAAGCGGCGGAUGGUGCUGGAGAGAUGUGCCAAAGCUGGCGGGGCUAAAGAGGUGCGGCAAAAGUUGCCGUCUCCGGUGGACUAAUUAUCUGCGGCCAGAUCUCAAGAGAGGUCUUUUUAGUGAAGAGGAAAUUCAACUAGUCAUUGAUCUUCAUGCGCAACUUGGCAAUAGAUGGUCGAAGAUUGCAGCAGAACUACCGGGAAGAACAGACAACGAUAUAAAAAAUUAUUGGAACACUCAUAUAAAGAGGAAGCUCAUAAGAAUGGGUAUUGAUCCAAACACACAUAGUCCGUUUGACCAACAGAAAGUCAAGCACGAGAAGGAGGAGACGACAUUGGUCAACGGUCAAGACCCUCCGCACCAGGCAGAGGCACCAGUGGGUUUGCAGAAUGAUACGUCAGCAGGAAAUCUAACCCACUUGGCUGACGUUGACGGUGACAAUAUUCAACCGUGGAGCUUUUUAAUGGAGAACAACGGAGGAGGAUGUUCCUCGGUGGGAGAGCUGACGAUGCUGUUGUCCGGAGACAUUACGUCAUCAUGUUCGUCUUCGUCAUCGUUGUGGUUGAAGUAUGGAGAGUUGGGAUACGAAGAUUUAGAACUUGGAUGUUUCGACGACUAGGGAGAGGGUAAAUAAAAUACAUGUUUGGUGAGAUUUAUAUAUGCCGUAGGUUAUAUAUGGCUCACUUUACUUCACUCUAUACUAUACCCAUGUUGUUGGACCAAUCUAACGAAUAGUAUUUUGUAUUUUCUGAUCAAUAAUAAAACGUUCUCAACACUUUC